Acaulospora colombiana is the source of this 1398-nucleotide messenger RNA. The record is from the annotation of a GenBank genome assembly. Lineage: Eukaryota; Fungi; Glomeromycota; Glomeromycetes; Diversisporales; Acaulosporaceae.
CCUAAUUAUCGUAAGAUGGGCUACUCUCGAAGUCAAGUCGCUGUUCUUCUGGGCCAAAUCUAUGCAUUCUCUUCCACGAUCUUAACGCCACCACAGUUUCUUGUGGAGAUUGGAGUGGUGGAUGACCCCGCGGACGUCGGGUUCUACAGUGGGAUCGUGGAGAGCACUUUUUCGGUCACCUCACUCUUAGCAGUCUUCCCUCUUGCUUGGGCAUCAGAUCACUAUGGUCGCAAGCCUGUCAUUAUUUUAGGGGCGUUAGGAGUAUCUAUUUCAUUGGCCAUGUUUGGACUCAGUACCACAUAUGCCAUGAUGAUCAUCUCUCGAGUCAUCGGUGGUGCUGUGGGUGGGAGCACAACUGCAGUCCGAGUCAUGGCUACUGAACUAUCGGACAGAGAUUCAGAAACAUACAUUGUCAACUGGAUCUCCAUGGCAUAUCGAAUAGGCCAGAUCAUCGGUCAACCCGUUGGCGGUGUUCUUGCUCACCCCGAGAAGACCUUUCCCAAAUUGUUUGGAGGUGCAUUUUGGAGAGCGUAUCCAUAUGCACUGCCUUGCUUUGUAGGUGCAGGGUAUGCCUUCCUCAUCGCCGUUCUGGCGGCUCUCAUCCUUCGAGAGACAUUGCCCUCCCACCGGGUCUCACCACCCAAGCCGUCAAGGACGCCUAGUUUGGAAGAGACAGACCCACUACUUCCUCAUACCGAGGGUAGGGAACCUCAUAUCACCCUUCAAACCGGUGCACCUCUCUAUGAUAAACCCACCCAUCCCUCAAUCCGUUCUGUCUUCACCUUCCAGCUCUUCUCUUUAUUACUCUCCAAUGCAUUCAUGGUCCUUGUGAGCGAAGGUUUCUUUGCUCUCUAUCCCUUGUUCGCGUACACUUCCAUCGAGCUCGGAGGGCUAGGUCUCAACUCUGCACAAAUCGGAGAACACAUGUCCGUUCGAGCUCUGAUUCACCUCGUUGUUCUGAUUAGUCUGGCCGCAUGGUUUCCCACUCUGCUGUGCUUCCCAGUACUAAACUCGCUAGCGAGGAGACGAUUGGAAGCUGCCUCAUUCCUACUCAUAUCAGACCAUUCCCCAAAUGCGGAAUCCUUAUCCACCGUACAGGGUUUAUUCUCGAGCUCCAUUAUCGCACCGCAGGCCAUCGCUCCAGCCUUGGCCACUUCCACCUUUACUCUUGCCAUCAAGAACCCGCAAGUCUUGAACGGAAACGCGUUCUGGGUGGCUUCUAUUGUUCUAUGUACGUUGUUUCCUGGAUGGUAUCGUGGACUCCGGUCGUUUGGGACAAAGCUGACGAUUGCCACUGUAGGUAUGGGUGUAUUUGCACAUUCUUGGACGUUGAGAGAGUCAUUGUUUGACUGGAGGGCACAGUCUCAGGUGAACAGAGACGAUACCUCGGGAGCUUGA